This is a messenger RNA of Suillus paluster, 1146 nucleotides long. RefSeq lists its product as uncharacterized. The record is from RefSeq and is a predicted model, not a curated record. Bases 157 to 852 code for a protein of 231 amino acids. Lineage: Eukaryota; Fungi; Basidiomycota; Agaricomycetes; Boletales; Suillaceae. The transcript has 2 exons.
CUAUACCACUGCCAGCGGUCAACCAGACCCGAACAACGUUGUUUCCUUUGAUUUCGCCGCUUGUUCGCCGCAUACCUUCUUGCCUGUGGGCACCACGUCUUGUCUUUUUUUUUUGUCGUUCUUUGAUUUUUUGACAGUUAUUUGAAGCUACUUAAGAUGGAAGACGAGCUGCACAACGUAGAAGCGCGUCAACAACAAGGAGGACAAACUCAGUCCCAGAGCCAAUCACAAUCCCAAUCACUGUCUCAAACUCAGUCUGGCACCGUGUCAGGCUCACAAUCGCAGACUGCGUCGGGCACUUCCUCCUCGUUUCUUACCAUCCCCCAAUCAGCGCCUGCUGGGAUUCUUACCAUCACCCAGCCGCCCCAGCAGUCAACCUCUUAUUUUAAGGUUGCCCAGAACCAGUACAUCACGUUCGGAUGGAAUUUCAGCUACAUCUUAGCCACACCCACUCACCUGACCGUUUCCGCUAUCUGCGAGAAUGGAAAUACAUAUCCCGUCGGCCCAACCGAUGGCAUUAUUCCCGGAACUGCCAGCAGCGUUGUUUGGGAUCCGUACACAUACCAAACCUCCCAUCCCAACCUACCUCUUGCUCAAGCAAAAUACACCCUCAAGAUCUGGGGAGACGGAGGCCCUGACGCUGCACGUGAACCAGGCGUGCUGACUCCCAAUAGCGCGCUGCAAUUCGCGCUUUAUACGCCACAACCUUAUACUCCAAUCGGUAGCGGCUGGUCUUGUGCAGGUUGUUCUAGCGCUGUGUCACAGCACAUCGCCCACCCCACAUUCGUUGCCCUUAUCGCCACCUUGAUGGUGAUGUUUAUCUCUGGUUCGGCUCUCUUGCGCCGAAUAUAGGCAUGUAAAUACAAAUUUCACGCUUCUUUGUAUUAAACUUUCUCAUCUUUCCUUUAGGGGGCAUUGUCAGGCAUCAUAGCCUUUCGUUCAUGAAUCGUCUACUCGGACCUUUGAUUACAAUGACUUUUGGCAUUCAUUUCUUGAUGGACACUUUGUUAUCGCUAACUCGUAUGAGUAUAUCAAUUCAUAAUACAUCUUGUUCGUUUUGUGGAUUGCGCGAACAGUGAUCCCUACGUCAUUGCGUGUGCUAUCUAUUCCUAGCCUUUGAUCGCUAAUCACAACCGUCUUUUGCAC